AUGGCCCCCAUGGCAAAGAUCUGGGCAAGCGCAUCUCUCCUUGGCAUCGUCCUGUUCUGGAAUGCCCCACUUCUCUUCAAGUUGUCCGAUAACCCUCCAAGAUUUUCAAGGCAGAACAGCAACUUGACCCUCCUGAUCUGGAGUUGGCCCUUCAGGGCAGCCCCAAACCUGACCGGUGAUGUCUGCUCCAGGCUCUACGGCAUCACGGGCUGCCAACUGACCACAAACCGCCACCUGUUCAGCCAAGCAGACGUUGUGGUGUUCCAUCACUGGGAACUCCAGUACCAAAGACAGGGCCUUCCACUGUCCAAGGCCCACCCUUGGCAAAAGUGGGUUUGGGUCUCCCUGGAGUCUCCAAGCAACACCAAAGCCCUGGAGGGCUGGACGGGGAAGGAAUGGAACUGGGUCCUCUCGUACAGGCGAGACGCUGACCUCUUCAUCCCCUAUGGGGAACUGGUGCCUCACUCGCCGGAUGUGGUGGAGAUCCCCGAGAAAACCGGCUUAGUGUCCUGGGUGAUCAGCAACUAUCAGCACUCCCAAGCCAGGGCAGCGAUGUUCCAGAACUUGUCCAGGCACCUCAGAAUCGAUGUGUUCGGAAAGGCCAACAGGAAGCCGCUGUGCCCAGACUGUUUGCUGCCAACCAUCUCCAAGUACAGGUUCUACCUGGCUUUCGAGAACUCCAUCCACCGGGACUACAUCACGGAGAAGCUGUGGAGGAACGCCUUCCUCGCCGGCUCUGUGCCCAUCGUCCUGGGCCCCUCCCGCGCCAACUACCAGCAGUUCAUCCCGGCCAAUGCCUUUAUCCACGUGGAUGACUUCAGCUCAGCCAAGGACCUGGCCACUUUCUUAACCACCAUGAACGAAAGCCACUACCGGAGCUUCUUUGCCUGGAAGUGGAACUACACGGUCAGACUCCACCAGGACUGGCAGGAACGAUUCUGUUCCAUCUGCCGGGAAUACCCUCGCUUGCCCUUGGAGAAACUAUACCCGGACCUGAAGCGCUGGUUUUGGGAUUACUAGCGGCCUCAGCCUCUGAAGCCAGGGUUGUCUCUGGGGCAGCCGGACUGUCUGUGGCUCCUCUCCUGCCCCGGAGCUGCCCGCCUUUGGCACUGACCAGUUAAG
Molecule: messenger RNA, 1122 nt
Organism: Pseudonaja textilis
Lineage: Eukaryota; Metazoa; Chordata; Lepidosauria; Squamata; Elapidae
Source: RefSeq, a predicted model, not a curated record